Molecule: messenger RNA, 513 nt
Organism: Clavispora lusitaniae ATCC 42720
Lineage: Eukaryota; Fungi; Ascomycota; Pichiomycetes; Serinales; Metschnikowiaceae
Source: RefSeq, a predicted model, not a curated record
AUGGCUUGUGUGGCCCAUACCAGUUGUAGUCCCAGCACCACACCCGUACACCACAAGUAUAUAUGGGCGCGACCAGCAUCCACAAAAAUUUUCUCUUCAUUAUUCCUCCAGGUAUUUACAUUGAGCGACCAUGCCGGAUCCGUCCCUAGUGUGGUUGUACUCUCUCACCUGGAAGAGCGAUCUAGCGACAGUUCAGUUGCAGUUUCCUUCCAUGAGACUUUGACUCUACGUUCGCUUGAACAUUCUUCGUUCCGAUACGUUCGUAUGUUCACCUCAACAUACGUUCGUUUUGGACAUGUAACUUUCUCUGAUACUGAUCCACCACUAUUUGUUCAAUUCGUUUGGUUCUUCAAUCUUCCCAGUAUUGUCUACUUUACGUUCUACUACAUCUCAUCUUUGCCUACUGACGCAUUGUGUGUCGUUUUCUGUCUUCCGUCUUUCGCCUGUUCUUUCUAUCUUCUGUUCUGCCGUCCGUCUGUUCUGUCUUCUUCUGUCUUCUGUUCUAUUCUGUAA